AUGGCCAUAAAGGUAAGCGUUUUUGAAUUUAUAAUAUAACUCGUAACUUGUAUAGAUGAAAAAAAAAUUCGUAUGAAAUGAAUUGUCAUUUUCUUCUAAAUAAAGUAAAAUCUUAAAUUUUGCGAAACGCAAUUUUCAAUUAACUAUUCAGAAUAUUCUAUCAUAAUAUUUUCGUGGACAUAAAAAUCGUUUUUAAUUUUACAUCAUCUUUAUACUUAUCUUACUAAUAAUAUUACUAUCGAGAAAAAAGCAAAUAAGCGAGUAACUAUGAGGUUUUAUUUUCUACAGUUUUAAUAGAACUAAAUUUUAAACGCAGUAACUGAGUGAAUUAUCGUUUGUCUUACACGUGAACUUUUUGUUUGGAGAGUCGGUAAAAACAUCACCUGAGAAAAAUCAUAGUAGAAAUUAUUUUUACCGAAAUAUUUUACCCUGGGAAAAUUUGGACUUAAAAUGUAUACACAUUUUUUUUUUUUUUACAUUGAAUUUUUCCAUCACGUCUACAAAGAAUAUUCUUAAAUCGUUAUUUUAUUUCACAGAUGAUCAUAUUCGCCGCGCUGUGUUGCCAGUUGGUGUUCGCCUACCCGCCGCACUACAGCAGUAACUACGAUCACCACAACUACGCCCACGAACCCACCCCGUACAACUUCCAGUACGACGUACACGAUCCGCACACCCAGGACAUCAAGAGCCAAUACGAAGUGAGCGACGGACACGGAAACGUCAAAGGCUCGUACAGCCUGGUGGAACCCGACGGUUCUACCCGAGUGGUCGAGUACACGGCCGACCACGAACACGGAUUCGUAGCCAAAGUGAAGAAAAUCGAACCGGCCUACCACCAUCACGACGAACACGCGUACCAUCACGAACCCGUGGUCCAUUCGUCUUACACCCCGUACUCUCAUGAAAAACAGUACUGA
Cinara cedri is the source of this 917-nucleotide messenger RNA. The record is from the annotation of a GenBank genome assembly. NCBI's taxonomy places the organism in Eukaryota, Metazoa, Arthropoda, Insecta, Hemiptera, Aphididae.